AUGGCAGGUGAAAUAGUUUAUGCUGAUUUAAACAUUUUGGGAGCCUCCUCCAGCCCAUUGCAUCCACCUCGGCACCUCAAUCACCCUCAGCGUCCCUGCUGGCAUCGACUCGCUGCAAGGCUUGGAGCAGCUGGGAUCCUCAUCCUGCUGGGAACUGUGAUAGCAAUGGGCGUUUGGGUUUCUCAGCUCAAAGGACGUCUGAAUACACUGGAGAACAACAAUACCGUGGAGAGAAUCAUCCAUCAAUCCAACUGCAACACUGGCCUGAAAGAUUUCCAUUUCCGCUUGAAACAAUUUGUGUGUGAAUCAUCUCACAGCAACUCAGCAGAGGGAUCAGGGUGCAAGCUCUGCCCCCCAAACUGGCUGCUGCACAGGGACAAGUGCUACUGGGUGUCUAAAGAAAAAAAUCCCUGGGACAAGAGCCGCGAUGACUGUUCAAAGAGGAGCUCUCGGCUGCUGGUGAUCCAGGACCAGGAUGAGAUGACUUUCAUUCAAAAUACUACCAAAGACACAAACCAGAUCUGGCUUGGACUCACUGUUACAUCCUCUGCGAGGAAUUGGAUUUGGGUGGACGGCUCCCUGUUCAAUCCAACACUGUUCAAGUUAGUGGACCCUGCUGAAGGGAAAUGUGUGGUGAUAAAAGCAGGUGGAAUUCAGUGUGAAACCUGCACUACAGUCUCUAAAUGGAUUUGUGAAAAAGAUUCUCUCCCCAUUAGCCAGUGA
Messenger RNA from Chelonoidis abingdonii (Abingdon island giant tortoise), 723 nucleotides. RefSeq names its product killer cell lectin-like receptor subfamily B member 1B allele B. Gene Ontology annotation, molecular function: signaling receptor activity. The record is from RefSeq and is a predicted model, not a curated record. Lineage: Eukaryota; Metazoa; Chordata; Testudines; Testudinidae. Gene Ontology annotation, biological process: regulation of natural killer cell mediated cytotoxicity. Gene Ontology annotation, cellular component: cell surface; plasma membrane.